Molecule: messenger RNA, 1764 nt
Organism: Thelazia callipaeda (thelaziosis nematode)
Lineage: Eukaryota; Metazoa; Nematoda; Chromadorea; Rhabditida; Thelaziidae
Source: the annotation of a GenBank genome assembly
AUGGUACGCUUGGCUGUAAUCGAAGAACUUGAACUACCAGCGCGUUUGGUGCAAAAAAAUAUUAGUAAAAAUGGCACUAAACGAUCACGUAGUCAUCCUAUACAUUCACCAAUUCAUAUCGAUAGUGAUGAUGAAAGUGAUGGCGAUGGAUUGGGACGUGCAUUAUCACAUGUGUCUCGAAUGAGUGCUUAUGCACUUUUCAAUCAGCUUCACGCUUCAGAAACAUCUUCAUCUAAUGAUCGAAGCAUACGUAGUUCUGUGCAUAGUGCAUCUUCAUCAGUAACUAAUUCAAGCACAAUUUCAAGUACCGAUGAACAGUGUAUAUUAUCAGCAGAAGCAGUUUGGGAUCAUGUAGCAAUACUACCUGACGAAUUACCAUUUGCGAUUGGUGAUACCAUUUUGGUACUUGAUUAUUCAUCACAUACUGAACUUUGGUAUGGAAGUUGUCGAGAAAGAGUUGGAUGGUUUCCAUCUUCUUAUGUUAGGGCAAAUAUUUCAUUGAUCAGAAUUAGAUCAAACAAACAAUUACUUCAGGUAUUAAGUGGGUCUCCAUCAACUUCAGAUGCUAUCUCCUUCAGUUAUUUUCCACAAACGAUGCGAUUCUUACGAGCAAAAAUAGUACAAGAAUUGAUGCAAACUGAACGUGAUUACGUUAACUUGUUACAAAAUAUUGUUCAAGGCUUUGUUGAGCAGUGCUGUCGACGUAAAGAUCUUUUUUCGCCUGCUCGUGUCAAGCGUCUUUUUGGUAACAUUGAAUCUAUUUACACAUUGCACCGCAAAUUCCUCCGAGAACUCGAAUUAGUAUAUAAGCUAAACGCUCCCGAAAGUUCGCUUAUUGGCGCUAUUUUUUUGCGAAAUGUGAGCUUUGCUGGGCAUUUUGUUAGCUGUAUGUUGGAAAAAUAUAUAUUGAAUAUUGAGAAACAGAAAAAGUUUUCAAUAUAUUCGGAUUAUUGUAAUAAUCGACCUGUUUCAAGUGCUGAACUCGCAUCGCUUAACGAACAUUCACAUUAUUAUCAGUUUUUUGAGGCAUGUCGAUUACUUCGAGGAAUGCCUAAGUUACCUUUAGAAGGGUUUUUAUUAGCACCUGUUCAGAGGAUAUGUCGUUAUCCGUUGCAGCUUUCUGAGUUACUGAAAGCAACACCAUCAUCACAUAUGGAUAGAGAACCAGUACAGGCAGCCGUAUCCGCGAUGAAAAAUGUGGCUGCUCUGAUAAACGAGAAGAAACGCAGGCUUGAAGGUUUGCAACAGAUUGCUUUGUGGCAAAUGAAUGUUGAAGGGUGGAAGGGUCCAGAUUUACUAGAAAGUAAUAGUCGAAUGGUACAUAGUGGGGAAGUGUACUGUCGCGUGAUAGUUGACCGUAGUAUUAUCUGGAGCAAGGAUGUUUUGUUAUUUUUAUUUGAUCAAUCGUUAGUGAUAUGUAAAAAGGAUCUCAUUAAACGUAAUUUUUAUAUAUUUCGUGAUCGAAUCUCUUUCGACUAUGUUACAUUUCUGAAUUGCGAUGAUGGCAAAGAUUUGGCAACUGGGAUAAAUUUAAAAAAUUCCUGGAAACUAGUAAUGAUUGGUAAAGAAAUGAUAUUCACUUGUAAAGAUCGCAAUUUGAAAGAUGCUUGGGUUGAACAUUUACAGCGACCGCUAAAUUAUUCACCACCAACUACUGAAGAAAAACGAUUAGUUCACGAAAUGAUUUGUCGAAACUCUAGUAUGAAUUUAAUUUAUGAUCUGCAUAAAUUACUGUUUAUCGGAGUUAUCACAAAAUUAGAUUAA